AUGUUACCAGUGAGAACUACAGCAAAAACAACAGGAGUUAGAGCAGAAGAUGUGAAGGGACUCUUACCCCUGAUGAUCCUAAUGGUGGUCAUUUUUCUGCUGCUUCUGUUCUGGGAGAAUGAGCUGAAUGAGAAAGGAGAGGGGCCAACCAUGGAGCAGCUGCAUGUAGACUACCCUCAGAGUGACAUUCCCGUACGGUACUGCAACCACAUGGUCUUGCAAAGAGUCAUCAGGGGACCUGACAACACCUGCAAGACGGAGCACGUUUUCAUCCACGAGAGGCCUAGAAAUAUCAAUAAGGUCUGCGCCUCUUCCAAGAAGAGGAUUUGUCAGAACCAUUCUUCCAUUUUAUGUUACCAGAGCAUGACCAAGUUCAAAAUGACUGUGUGUGGGCUCAUUGGAGGCACUAGAUAUCCUGCCUGCAGGUACAGCGUAUCCUCCAUAAAGGGGUUCAUCAUGGUCACUUGUGAUGACAUGGGGCCAGUUAGUCUCCAGAGGUAUGUUGAGUAA
Molecule: messenger RNA, 510 nt
Organism: Enhydra lutris kenyoni (northern sea otter)
Lineage: Eukaryota; Metazoa; Chordata; Mammalia; Carnivora; Mustelidae
Product: ribonuclease A family member 12 (inactive)
Exons: 2
Coding region: 1-510 (169 amino acids)
Molecular function (GO): nucleic acid binding
Source: RefSeq, a predicted model, not a curated record